AUGUCUGCGACCGUUUAUCUCAUUUCUGGUGCCAAUCGCGGAAUCGGGCUGGGCAUGGUGGCUCAGUUGGCAGCACGAGAUAAUGUGCUUGUCGUUGCAGGCGUUCGUCGUCUGGACACCGGUGUUUCGGAACUGCACGCUCUUCAGGCGCGGUAUCCAGGCAAGAUCCGUAUCUUGAAACUGCUGUCCACCGAUAAACCGAACAACGAAGCCGCCAUGGCCGAGAUCAAGAAGGACGUCGGUAGGUUGGAUGUCGUCAUAGCCAAUGCUGGGAUAUGCAGCGAAUUUGCGCCCACAUUGGAGCUAUCAGCCGACGCGAUCCGAGAACAUCAUGAGGUCAACGUGCUCGGCCCUCUCAUCCUGUUCCAAUGCGCGUACCCACUGCUAUCGACUACCGCCAGUGCUCCGAAGUUUGUUGUCAUCUCGGCCGGAAUGGGAAGCUUUGCUAUUGGUCCAUCAAUUCUAGCAAAUAUGACUGCCUACGGUAUGAGCAAGGCAGCUGUCAACUGGGUGGCUGCCAAGCUUCAUUAUGAGCAUCCUGAACUUGGUGUGUUUUCUGAAUCGCGAAGAAGGGACCAGAGCGAUGCUGACAAGGAGGCACAAGUCACGCUGGCAAUACACCCCGGAGUGGUCGACACGGAUAUGGCAACGACAGCGAUCAACAAUGAACCUUUGCUCAUCGCCAACGCACAAGUCAUCACAGUCGAGGAGUGUAAGGGAUACGUAGAUAUCCCCAUACUUACCAUAUACGGUAACACCGCCUCUAGGGUCAUCGGAUCGUCCGAUGGACUUACACAUAGUGGGUGGCUGUAG
This is a messenger RNA of Dacryopinax primogenitus, 813 nucleotides long. Its product is annotated as NADP-binding protein. Lineage: Eukaryota; Fungi; Basidiomycota; Dacrymycetes; Dacrymycetales; Dacrymycetaceae. The transcript has 3 exons. The coding region runs from base 1 to 813 and encodes 270 amino acids. The record is from RefSeq and is a predicted model, not a curated record.